Messenger RNA from Bipolaris sorokiniana ND90Pr, 1500 nucleotides. RefSeq lists its product as uncharacterized. The record is from RefSeq and is a predicted model, not a curated record. Gene Ontology annotation, biological process: U4 snRNA 3'-end processing; nuclear polyadenylation-dependent rRNA catabolic process; TRAMP-dependent tRNA surveillance pathway. NCBI's taxonomy places the organism in Eukaryota, Fungi, Ascomycota, Dothideomycetes, Pleosporales, Pleosporaceae. The transcript has a single exon. Bases 62 to 1102 code for a protein of 346 amino acids. Gene Ontology annotation, cellular component: cytoplasmic exosome (RNase complex); nuclear exosome (RNase complex).
CAACACGCUGCGCAAUUCAUUACCUGGUCUAUUCUGAGCCUUCACGAUCGACACCUUCUCAAUGGCGACUGAGACCCAUCCACCUCCAGCUCUCACCUUUCCUCGCCCCAUCUUCGCCGCCGUCUCUCCACACCCGUUCCUCCAAGCGCACCUCUCUGCUGAGAAGAAGAAGCCCGUACGCGCCAACGGCCGAACCGCCAAUGAGUUUCGAACACCAGGAGUAAACACCGGUAGCUUGACACAUUGCAAUGGCAGCGCAGUCGUGCGCCUGGGCAACACAAGCGUGGUUUGCGGCGUACGUGCAGAAAUAUUGAAAGAGGAAGACAUAUCAGGCGCCUUUGAAUACCCCAAAGACCUGACAGGCCAAGGUGAUACAGCGCAAGAAGAUGAUGGCGAGGAAGUAGAAGAACUGAGGCUGGUGGUUCCAAACGUCGAGCUUUCUACUGGAAGCACACCCUCGCACAUUCCGGGCAACGCUCCCUCAACAUACGCACAAACACUCAUCACGCGGAUACGAUCGCUUAUUCACUCAACACGACUACUCCGCGCUUCAGAUCUUCGUAUUCUAUACAAACCCUCUACAAACCCCGAGGAUCCUGAUGUGGAAGCGGAAACACAGUUGAAGGGGUACUGGGUUCUGUAUCUAGACAUCUUCUUCAUAAGCAUCGAUGGAAAUGCGUUUGACGCAGCCUGGAUAUCUAUGCUGGCCGCUUUGUGUGACACUCUUAUACCACACGCAUACUACGACGAGGAGUUUGAGGGGAUAUUAUGUUCCGACAAUCCACAAGAAGCACGUCGAUUGCGAUUACAAGGUCUGCCAAUACCCAGCACAUAUGCGGUGUUUGAGGGCAGGAAGGAAGAGGAUGAAGACGUAGAUUGGGUACUCAGCGAUCCCGAUGCUUUCGAGGAAGGAGUAUGCAGAGAGACUGUCAGUGUAGUUGUAGACUGCCAGGGUGGGAAGAGGGGAACGAAAGAUUUGGUGAUUCGGAGGGUAGAGAAGAGUGGAGGGGGUGUCGUUGGAAGGGAGCUAAUGGGCGGUUUGAUUAAGAGGAGCAUUGAUCGUUGGGAUGCUGUCGAGGCUGUGUUGGGCGGCAAAGCCUGAGCGAUGUUGCACCCGCCAGUGGAUAGCGUGGAAUAUGCAUUCAAAGCUUUGAUUGCUUUUGUGCACAUAUUAUGGGUGCGAGCAAGGUAACAGAGUGCAGGCUCGUGGCUCCAAGCGUAGAGUUGCACGAUACAGUGGUAGGUAAAGCUAUAUCAAAAAUCCACUUCACGGCAGACUCAACCUGUUCGAGUAUGGUCUUGGUAUGUUGGAUACUGGGAGGAAUAUCAUGGCAAGACGGGUUUGUGUGUGCGUAUACAUAUGUAUGUACAAAUGACAGUGCCACAGGGAAUGCACAUGUACGCACUGUGAAGCGAAGCACGAAGCGGCACGGCAUAGGCUAUGUGCAGAUAGAUGGAUUCAAACAGCACAUAUUAUGCCAGGGGAACGAUAUCACAUGA